UGCACAUGUGGAUGGAAAUGUUUUCCCUAUAAAUAGCUGGGGGUGACAAUUGAAAGCCGGUUGCGCCCUUUACCUGGGACACUAAUCGGAUCUCUCAACCUUUUCAGAAUCCAUCCAUUCAUUUCUUUUCGUGUCAAAAUCUCAUAACACCUUCGCCAUGGGAGACUUCAACAACGAUCCUCUCAUGCGCAACCAAAACGCCGCCGUUCAGGCCCGUACCAAGGCCCAGAACCGCGCCAACGUCCUUCAGCUCAAGCUGAUUGGACAGAGUCACCCAACUGGUCUCACCGCGAAUCUUUUGAAGCUCUUUGAGCCAAGGCCUCCUUUGGAGUAUAAACCUCCUCCGGAAAAAAGAAAAUGUCCACCACUUACAGGGAUGGCGCAAUUCGUGAGUAAAUUUGCUGAGCCUGGUGAUCCCGAAUACGCUCCACAUGUACCGGAAACUGAAACUCUUUCGCAAAGAAGAGCAAGAAUACACAAGCUAAGAUUAGAGAAGGGAGCAGCGAAGGCUGUCGAGGAGCUUGAAAAAUAUGAUCCACACAAUGACCCAAAUAUAUCAGGAGAUCCAUACAAGACAUUGUUUGUAGCCAGACUUAGUUAUGAGUCCACUGAGAGCAGAAUCAAAAGGGAGUUUGAGUCAUAUGGUGCAAUCAAAAGGGUUCGAUUGAUUACUGACACUGUGACAAAUAAGCCCAAGGGUUAUGCAUUCAUUGAAUAUCUGCACACAAGAGACAUGAAAGCUGCUUAUAAACAAGCUGAUGGUAGGAAAAUUGAGGGUAGAAGGGUGCUUGUGGAUGUUGAACGUGGGAGGACCGUUCCAAAUUGGCGUCCACGUCGACUUGGGGGUGGUCUUGGUACUACAAGAGUAGGGGGUGAAGAAGUUAAUCAAAAACAUUCUGGGAGGGAGCAACAGCAAUCAGGACCUUCUCAUUCUGAAGAACCUAGAGUGCGGGAGGAUCGUCAUGCUAAUCGGGACAGAGAAAAGUCACGGGAAAGAGGUAAGGACAGAGAUAGAGAACGUGAGCGGUCACUUGAACGCCCUAGUGAUAGGGCUAGGGAUCGUGAUCAUAGAGAGGAUAGGCACUAUAGAGACCGGGACAGGAAUAGGGACAAAGAUAGGGAAAGGGAAAAAGAGAGAGAUCGGGGUCGUGAUCGAGACAGAACAAGUGAUCGUGAUCGCGGUCGAGAUCGUGACCGAGACCGCGAACACGGUCGUUAUCAUGAAAGAGAUAGGGAUUAUGAAAUUGGGGGAACUGACCGGGGACACUUGCGUGAUAGAGAGAAUGAUUAUGAUCAUGUUGAAUCUAAACAUGAGAAGGAACAUCAUGGUGAAAGAGAGCGUGAGUAUGAACUUGAGGAUGAUCAUGGUUGGUACAACCAACCUGGAUAUGGACAUAAGCGUGCAGAUCCUGACGAUGAUCCUGAUCGCUAUGAGCAUCAUCGUGGAAGGGGGCAGUAUGAUGAGGGAGAUGACCAUGGUGAUCAUUACAAUCAAUAUCCUGAUCGUGAGAGGAUGGAAGAUGACUACCACACUGAACGGGCAACAUCUGAAUCACAGGACAGGGAAAGAAGUCGUGAUAUAGAGCAUCAAUAUCAUCGCUCAGAGAGGUCUCAUUCCCGGGGGUAUGAUUACUAGGAAAAAGGACAUAUCACUUCUCAACUUUACUGAUAAGAUUCAUGCUUUACAUUUCAGUAUACUAUUUGGUUACUAUUAUUCUUGUCAGUUGGUAUAAAGCCUGGCUUGAUUCUUAAUAGCUAUUAAUGGGUUAAGGCAUGGAGAUCAAAGCACAACAAAAGAACUCAGCUGCUGCACCUGCUAUCCAUAUGUAAUUGUCGAUUUCCAUAUUUGAUGUUGGAAGAUUUACUGCCGCAGCUUUGGUUUUCUCAGUUUCUCAAUUUGGACGUGGACUGCCAAUAUUGGUGAUUGUUGUUCCUUUUAUUUUCUCAACACAUGUAACAUUUUUUUUUCCAGUUUCUGUGAGAACAGUAGUCUGGAUUUUAAGUUUUGGUUGGUCUGUUGAUAUGUGCACGAAACUCUUGCUUCUUAGAUGUUGAAUGGUGAGGGAUUGUUUUCCAGUUAUUGAUUGUUACUAUUACGGUCUGUUUAAUCUUUGGGCAAGUUCACGAUCAAAGCACAAUUCAAGAAAGUGAGAAAGCAAAAUAAUUGGUUUCAGGUUGAUGACGUUGUGUGAACAGUUUUUUUUAAUAGGCUAAGCAUUUUGUUUUGCGGGGAGCGGCGGGGGCAGUUUGCUUAUGAUUUGCGGUGAUAGGAGGGGCUCAAUAAUUGUGGAAGUAAGUGCUAAAGGAACUUGACUUUGGUUAUUUCAUGUUGCAACUUGUUUUCAGGAUUUAUAGAAAGCUGUAGAAAGAAAAGGCCAUUAUAGAAUAAUGAUCCUCCCCACCCACCCAAUCAGAGGAAAGAGAACGCGAUGGGUGGUACUGUAUAGUGCAAGCCUAUUUUUUUGUCUGUGUUGUGUUGGUGCUGUGCAAUGAGUUUAUUAGUAAACGAUAAACGAAAAGCCGAAAGCCAAUGAAAUUACCAUGAAGCUUCAUAGUUUUGCUGUGAUAGUGGUUUAGCAAGGACGCACUGUUAUCUCUACGAACGAAUGCUUGAACGUUAAGUUGCGCGCUACGUUGCUUCAAAUUGUUGAAUACUUCUUUUAUGAAGCUUCGUAGAGCGCUUUGGCUUGUUCCUCGCUCUAGACCCUGUGAAAGUACUUGGUAUUGUCCUUACUCCCGAUUGUUGAUUAUCUUGCCAUCUCGUGGCUAUUCACAAUUUUUCAAAUGACCAUUAAUAUCAUUUUCAUUUUAUUCA
This is a messenger RNA of Cajanus cajan (pigeon pea), 2815 nucleotides long. RefSeq names its product U1 small nuclear ribonucleoprotein 70 kDa. Gene Ontology annotation, biological process: mRNA splicing, via spliceosome. Gene Ontology annotation, molecular function: mRNA binding; U1 snRNA binding. Gene Ontology annotation, cellular component: U2-type prespliceosome; U1 snRNP; precatalytic spliceosome. Lineage: Eukaryota; Viridiplantae; Streptophyta; Magnoliopsida; Fabales; Fabaceae. The record is from RefSeq and is a predicted model, not a curated record.